AUGUUUUGCUCACAUGGAAUCCACACUAUACUACUUUCAUGUAUAUUAUUACUAAUUUUCACUGAGCAAUUCAGAAUAAAUACUAACAAUCAAAAUUGCAAACCCAAAUAUGACAAGGAAUUUAGAUGUCGCGUUAUAAAUUACAAAUUCAAUACUGAACCAAUUACACUAGAUGGACACUAUGAUGAUGACGCCAGGAAGUGGUCCAAGAUUCUUCCAGGGGAGAUUCUUCUGGGUGAUUUGGGGUGUGAUAUCGAUGGAAAUUUCUUUGUAAAAAUGCAUAUUGCUGGCCACUCAAUUAAGGUGGCAAUCCCCGCUCAUACAAACUCAAAAGAGUUCAGCGAGUACGACCCUCUGCAGAAUCUACCCUGCGCUAAUAGCAUUGAUGAUAAUGCUAGGGAUGAAGAUGAGGUGUCACUCUGCUUGGAUAGGUCUAAAGAUCCAGAUCAAAUCACUAAAUCUAUACUACUUAGCUGUAAAAAUAUGGUACUAAGGAAACCUGAAACAAAGAUGUCGUAUGAAAAGUUCGAUUGGGAAGGCAUCACUUUUAACCCACCCCGUAGCCCACAUUAUAUUCACCCAAAAAAAUUACAGAACAAGCAAAUUGAGGUACUAAUCACCGACACAAACCCUGAAAAUGAUAUCAUCAGGGGCGAAUUAUUCACGCAUGAUACUGUAGAACAGAAGAGACGCGAAUAUUUGACCGUUUACCACAUGUUGCACACAUUAUCAGCCACCAAGCAACAUUAUCACUUAAAUUGUAUUGUUGAAUCUGUGGUUGGUAAUGUGAUUAAGUUGAAUGUCUUGAAUGGUUUGUGUGGUUAUGCCUUGAAAAUUGGAAUGCUAAAGAAUGUUCAACCUGGACAGGCACUGGAUUUGGUGGCAGUGGGAUGCGAUCCGCUUUUGGAACGUAUUUUUCUGACUGCAGAUGAUGGUGAAGUCAGCUUUAACUACGAGCCAUUGGCUAAAGAUAUUGAGAAUGAAGUUGUUGAACAGUUACUUUGCAUGAAUCAGUGGUUCAGGGCAGAGAUUAUGAAGUUCAGUGAAAACGGCCUGGUGGUUAGAAUUUGUGGUAUUAGUAAUCCAGUUUUGGCAUUUGUACCUACAAAUCACCUUCCAUAUUGCGGAUCCAGCGGUGUUAUCGAUAACAUGUAUAUGCGCAACUUUUGCCAGGAUCCUCGAUUUGCUUCCAGGUACAUUGCUAGCAAAUUGGGUAAAUUAUGCCACAUAAGUCACUAUGAUAAUACUUUGUAUGUGAGAUUCCACAAAUUAAAAUUUCCCAUGGAUGAAUGCUCGACCAAUAAAUUAGAAAUCAAAAAUUUCGAUAUAGGGAAAUUGCACUUGACAACUAGACCCAAGGUCAAAUGGUCCACCAAAAUGCUCAAAAUUGCACAAAAAAUCAGCACUCAAAGUCUGGAGGAUUUGAAGUCUAUCGAUAUUGACCAUUUUUAUCCAGCCAAGAUACUGUUUCAGGCCAAUGGCCAUGUAUACAUUGCAGUGAAUGUGAAUAUGAGAAAGAAUUUCGACUUUGAAAACGAUGGAAUUAUAGGCAUAGUUCCUAUUGACGAGUAUUUUGCCAUUGCCAAGCCUGGGGCCCUCAUUCAUGCACGGGUCAACAGGGUUGAAACAGUACAAAGGAAGGACCAGGUUCUAAAACAUGCAAAAUUUGUGGAUAAAGAAAUUUCUUUUACCGCUGCUGAGAAAGUUGGCCCUUUGGGAGAGUAUGACAAGGUGCAUAUUUUGUGGAUGUCAUUCCAAACUCCGGAAUACUUCAAUAGUUUGUAUACCCAUGAAGAAGAACCCGGCAACUUUACCUACUUGCCAUACUACUCUGAUAGUCACCCCGAAGUUUAUACAGAGAGUAUGGACAAGGGCCGGGUGAGUAACUUGGUGAAGGAGGAAUACGAGGAUGAGCUCUUCUGGGUCAACCGAGAUGAGGCAAUCCGCAAGGCCUUCACCAAGCACUGGUUCAAGAUGUAUGAGAGGGAAGUUGAGUUGGUGAAUACGGAUCCAGUAGCCAAAAUUUUUGAGGCACUAAAAAACAAAUCAGGUUCACUGGCACAGGUUAUCGAUUCUAUGAGCGAUUUUCACAAGUUUAGACAGUUGCCGCUUAAGCAGUUGCUGCGCCAUUUCGAGCAACUGUUAGUGAUAUUGAACACUUUCAAGCAGCUUCCAUUGGAAAAGAUAUUUUACCAUGCUGUAGAUACGGAUAGUUUUUAUAAAAUAAUGUCUGCGACAAUAGUACCUAGGAACCCAUCAGGGAAUGACUUCUUAUCAGUGUCUGAGGUUGAAGCUGUGUUAUCUAAAUUUUUGCCAGAGGAUUCACAAUCACAGCACAAUUUUAUCACAACUGCUAUUAGAGAAUCUGUAAAUGCAAUAAAUAUCACUAGAUCUGACGGAUAUACUAUUCUAACAGAUGAAUUAGUAACUCCAGCGAAUAUUGCCAUAUCAAUACUUGUAACGUUAUUGAAUCCUAAAUAUGGGUUAAUGGCGUUAGUGAGGCAUAGACAUCGUACAAUGCCAAAUGAAGUUUUUUCAACAUCUCGUCAGAAAAUCCACUAUAACUCCAGCACAACAUUUGAUCAUCUGCAUGACAGAUUAUCACGGGCUGUUAAGGUUCUGGGUGAGAAUAAACUGUUAAACAUUAAAAGCAUGCCCCCUUGGCCAUACCUGGUAAAAUCCACCCAAAGAUUCUAUGCACACUUGACUGAUAUGGGAUUUUUUGAAUUGGCUCGAUCGUACAACAAAUUGUUGUCCAUGUUGCGUUCUGAUCAGGACUUGGAAAAUAUCCCUGACGACUUACCUGAAGACUAUGAGAAUCUCUCGUACAAAAAACCUUCCUAUGACUUGAAGCAUAUGGACCAAUUUAUUUCCAGUGAUCACAGUAAUAUGGGUAAAAAAGGGAGUGCAAAGAGGAAGGAAAAUAGCAUGAUUAUGAGUGGCGGGGAUAAAUUGGGAAAGGACUUUAAAAAGAUCCACAGCAAGGAAGAAAUUGACAGAUUCUUCGAGCAGAUAGAUGAAAUGAAUUUGGUAUAUGGGCUUAGGAUCCCUUUAUUUUAA
This is a messenger RNA of Babesia microti strain RI, 3060 nucleotides long. RefSeq lists its product as hypothetical. NCBI's taxonomy places the organism in Eukaryota, Apicomplexa, Aconoidasida, Piroplasmida, Babesiidae. Bases 1 to 3060 code for a protein of 1019 amino acids. The transcript has 2 exons. The record is from RefSeq and is a predicted model, not a curated record.